Messenger RNA from Oppiella nova, 246 nucleotides. The record is from the annotation of a GenBank genome assembly. NCBI's taxonomy places the organism in Eukaryota, Metazoa, Arthropoda, Arachnida, Sarcoptiformes, Oppiidae.
AUGUCGGAAAUAAUUGCCGACAAUAGGAAUGUAUCAGGUGAAGUUAAAGCUGGAAAUAUGAUGGCCAUAAUGGGAGCCAGUGGCUCCGGAAAGACGACUCUAUUGAAUGUAUUGACGGCAAGGAAUUUAUCGCAACUGUCCGUCAAUGGAGUGGUACUCAUGAAUGGACAGACAGUCAGUCAACAGACCAUUGCAUCCAUUUCCUCAGCACAGGGAGGCCGGUAUUUCAACAAAUCACAUCUUUAA